Messenger RNA from Vitis riparia (riverbank grape), 1765 nucleotides. RefSeq names its product cytochrome P450 71D10-like. Gene Ontology annotation, molecular function: monooxygenase activity; iron ion binding; heme binding. NCBI's taxonomy places the organism in Eukaryota, Viridiplantae, Streptophyta, Magnoliopsida, Vitales, Vitaceae. The record is from RefSeq and is a predicted model, not a curated record. Bases 49 to 1557 code for a protein of 502 amino acids. The transcript has 2 exons.
AACCCAUCACAUUCUAUCUUCACAGCUACUUUCUUUCUCUUUCUGAUCAUGGACGGCCUUUUCUCUUCUAUCCUGUUUGCCUCUCUUCUCUUUCUGUAUAUGCUGUACAAGAUAGGGAAGAGAUGGAGAGGCAACAUCUCCUCACAAAAGCUGCCCCCAGGGCCAUGGAAACUACCUCUAAUUGGAAACAUGCAUCAACUGAUUGAUGGCUCACCUCCUCACCACUCCCUAAGCCGCCUGGCCAAGCAAUACGGGCCUCUCAUGAGCCUCCAACUUGGUGAAAUUUCCACACUCGUUAUUUCAUCACCAGAGAUGGCCAAACAAAUUCUGAAAACCCAUGACAUCAAUUUUGCUCAAAGGGCUUCUUUUUUUGCUACCAACAUUGUAUCUUAUCAUUCUACCGACAUUGUUUUCUCUCCAUAUGGCGACUAUUGGAGACAACUUCGAAAAAUUUGUGUAGUUGAACUUCUAACUUCCAAGCGUGUCAAAUCCUUCCAAUUGAUUAGGGAAGAGGAGCUUUCAAAUCUCAUUACAACGCUCGCUUCUUGUUCAAGAUUGCCCAUCAAUCUUACUGACAAACUUUCCUCUUGUACAUUUGCCAUUAUAGCAAGAGCUGCUUUUGGUGAAAAAUGCAAAGAACAAGAUGCCUUCAUAUCUGUCUUGAAGGAAAUGUUAGAGCUGUUUUCUGGUCCCUGUGUUGCUGAUAUGUAUCCUUCUGUUAAAUGGCUUGACCUGAUUAGUGGAAUGAGACAUAAAAUUGAGAAGGUAUUUAAGAGGACUGAUAGGAUACUCCAAAACAUUGUUGAUGAGCAUAGAGAGAAAAUGAAAACAGAAGCAGGCAAGCUACAAGGGGAGGAAGAUCUAGUUGAUGUUCUUUUGAAACUUCAACAGCAUGGUGAUCUUGAAUUUCCCUUAACUGACAACAACAUCAAAGCAGUCAUACUGAACAUUUUCGCUGGUGGAGGCGAGACAACAUCCAUUUCUGUGGAGUGGGCAAUGUCCGAAAUGCUGAAAAACCCAAGAGUGAUGGACAAGGCACAAGCUGAGGUAAGGCGGGUGUUUGAUGGAAAAGGGAAAGCGGAUGAGGAAUUAAAAUUCUUAAAAGUAGUAGUGAAAGAAACCUUAAGGCUACACCCUCCUCUUGCUCUACUAGUUCCAAGGGAAUGUAGGGAGAUGUGUGAGAUUAAUGGAUAUGAGAUACCCAAGAAAACUUUAAUCAUUGUUAAUGCAUGGGCCAUUGGCCGGGAUUCUGAUCAUUGGGUUGAAGCUGAGAGAUUUUACCCAGAGAGAUUCCUUGACAGUUCAAUUGAUUACAAGGGUACUGAUUUUGGAUAUAUCCCAUUUGGUGCUGGAAGAAGGAUGUGUCCAGGCAUACUGUUUUCUUUGCCUAUCAUUGAACUGUCACUGGCACAUUUACUCUACAAUUUUGACUGGAAACUCCCAAAUGGAAUGAAGGCAGAUGAUCUAGACAUGACUGAAGCAUUCGGUAUAGCAGCUCGCAGAAAACAAGAUCUGCACUUGAUUCCCAUUCCUUAUAAUCCAUCGCAUGUUCAGUAAUACUACCGCGAAGAAGCGUUAGAUUGAUGGAUGUUUUUUUAUUUGGAUUACUGCUAUAUGUAUAUCAUCUUAAACGAUGUUAUCUAUUUCUACCAUAUAUUGUAAUUAAUGCAAUAUAAGUUGCUACCAUAUAAUUAAAAUUUAUAACCUCGCAUUGCUUGAGAUGCCUUAUAGAGAGGCCAACUUAGCAAGCUUGGAUUGAACCUCA